UGAGGAUGGAUGGAAAGCUGUCUGAAGAACAGGUGAAGUGUUUACAGGCCCCGUGGAGGUUUUCCCUCCGGACCGCUGGGUUUGAAGACAGGCUACUGACGGCUCUUGAGCUCUUCGAGCGAUUUCCUUUAGACAUAACAGUGACUGGAGGAACCCCUGAUGCCAAUGCCCAGCUCGCCUCUGCCGUCUGUGGGCUCGACAUGACACAAGAGACAGAAGAAGAGGAUUUGAAAGAUGAUGAUGAUGAUGAUGAGGACGAGGAGGGGGAGGAUGAAGAAGAUGAGGAAGACUGGGAGGAAGAUGAAGAAGCAGAUGAAGAAGAUGACAUACAAUCUCCGAAAGAUGCUAAACGUCAGAGCAGCAGGAGAAAACGUGUACGGAUAGCAGAACAAUCCGAAUAUAUCGGGUGGGGCAUUCCUGAUUUUGACUCGAUGCUUUCGCACAGUCGAAUCUCCAAUGUUCGCGUCAGGACUGUACAGGACCAUCCGAUUUCUAAUUCAGUUAUUAAGACGAACAGCAAGUUGUAUGACUCCACAAAUUUUGAUGUUCUGGUGGUCCUCACGACAGAAGAACGCAAGGAGGACCACAUGUGGCUCAAGAUGGAGCUGCACGACAGAGAUAAGCCUUUCUUUCUGGUGAACGCUGAGAAGGUGUGGGACGUGGUCGAGGAAAAACCCUCAGGGCCAUGCAUGACCUGCGCUUGGGAGAGAAUGAGGGCUCGUAAUCUGGAGUUGCAGAGGAGGAGGAAAGAAGCGUUCGGAGAGUCGGCUGAAGCAACAGAUAGCCAGAGUCCUUCAAAUACAACAGACGCAUCCGAGUUUGUGGAGAUGAAGGAUAUCAGUGAGGUGUUUACUAAAGCCCUGCCUGACCUGAAGAAAAGGGCAUUUAGUCAGUUCUUGGUGGCGAUCACAAGGGAGCUUCGGAUUCCUAAAUUCAUUGCUGAUGAGACCCAGGUGGUGGUGUCCAGUGCUUUAAAAUAUAGGAAGAUAAACCGAGACGACCUCAACUUCAUCUCCAAGCUGUCACAGCCUAGAGAUGUCACAGACCAUCCCUCCAAGCUUCUGGCAAUCCUUACAUCUCUCGAUGACUUCCGUCUGGAUAUCGGUGUGUUGGGUGAGACAGGCUGUGGUAGCUCCAGCCUGGUCAAUGCUCUCUCGGGCAUGAAGAACAACGAGGAACAAUCUGCCCCAACUGGUGUCGUUGAAACUACCAAAGAGCCUACAGAAUAUCCCUACCCUGAGUUCCCCAAUAUCUGUCUUUGGGACCUUCCUGGCCUUGGAAAAAUAGGUGGUCUUGAUAGCCAACCUUCUGCAUCCGGCUUAAACCCAGCUCAGCUUGUAGCUUCCAUGUUUGCUUUCUGUGAUGUGUACAUACUGGUGUCUCCUUUAAGACUUAGAUUGGGAAUUAUAGAGUUAAUGCAGCAGUUGUCAUCACUGGGGAAAGAGUAUUACCUGGUGAUCUCUAUGGCUGAUUUGAUUGAGGAAACGUUUGUUGGGCAGGUCAGGGAAUGGGCUGAGGGAGUCUUGGGGGUAAUGGGUCUACGACAGAACUUGUUUUUGGUUUCUGCCCAUCAUCCGGAAACCUUGGACUUCCCGAAGCUUAAAGAGAUGCUAAACAAAGCCAUACCAAGCCACAAGAAAGUCGCUUUUGCCAGAUAUGCAGCAAAGCUACUGGAUCAAGAUGUGUUUUGGAAAAGAUCAGAUUCUUGCAAAUUUAUGUAAAUUGAAAUAAUAAUGUCGCACCAACAAAAAGUACAUUGGUAUUGGG
Messenger RNA from Triplophysa dalaica, 1767 nucleotides. RefSeq lists its product as uncharacterized. The record is from RefSeq and is a predicted model, not a curated record. Gene Ontology annotation, cellular component: membrane. The coding region runs from base 6 to 1721 and encodes 571 amino acids. The transcript is spliced from 2 exons. Gene Ontology annotation, molecular function: GTP binding. NCBI's taxonomy places the organism in Eukaryota, Metazoa, Chordata, Actinopteri, Cypriniformes, Nemacheilidae.